This is a messenger RNA of Capsella rubella, 1416 nucleotides long. Its product is annotated as probable magnesium transporter NIPA2. The coding region runs from base 148 to 1158 and encodes 336 amino acids. The transcript has 9 exons. Gene Ontology annotation, cellular component: membrane. NCBI's taxonomy places the organism in Eukaryota, Viridiplantae, Streptophyta, Magnoliopsida, Brassicales, Brassicaceae. The record is from RefSeq and is a predicted model, not a curated record. Gene Ontology annotation, biological process: magnesium ion transport. Gene Ontology annotation, molecular function: magnesium ion transmembrane transporter activity.
ACAUACUUCAAAACUCAGAUAUUUUAUUGUUUUAGAACAUGAUUGACGCAAUAAGGCAAAAGUGAAAAGCUUUCAUCAGUAACAACAACCUGAAACCAUCCUAAUUGUAUAUAUAUAAGCGAAAAGUAUUAUAAAAUAUCAUCAAAGAUGGAGGAGAUGUCACCUGAUAAUAUACAUGGAGUCAUUUUAGCUGUGUCUUCGAGUAUAUUCAUUGGUUCUAGCUUCAUCAUCAAGAAGAAAGGUCUCAAGAAGGCCGGUGUUAGCGGAGCCAGAGCAGGUGAAGGAGGGUAUGGAUACUUAUAUGAACCUUGGUGGUGGGCUGGAAUGAUAACAAUGAUUGUUGGGGAGAUAGCUAAUUUCGCAGCUUAUGCGUUUGCACCGGCUAUUCUAGUGACACCUUUGGGAGCUCUAAGUAUUAUUUUCAGCGCAGUGCUAGCACAUUUUAUUUUGGAAGAGAAGUUGCAUAUGUUCGGUAUACUUGGCUGUGUCCUCUGUGUUGUUGGAUCUACUACUAUUGUUCUACAUGCUCCUCAUGAGCAAAACAUUGAAUCAGUCAAGCAAGUAUGGCACCUUGCUACUGAACCAGGCUUCCUUGCUUACUCUGCUGUGGUCUUGGUUGUGGUGCUUGCAUUGAUCUUCUACUACGAACCACGUUAUGGGAAGACGCAUAUGAUAGUAUAUGUUGGGAUUUGCUCUUUAAUGGGAUCCUUGACAGUUAUGAGUGUUAAAGCUGUAGCAAUUGCAAUAAAGCUUACCUUUUCCGGGAUGAACCAGUUCAAGUACUUUCACGCAUGGAUCUUCAUCAUAGUAGUGACCAUAUGUUGCAUUUUACAAAUCAACUACUUAAACAAGGCUCUAGAUAAUUUUAACACAGCGGUUAUAUCUCCAGUUUACUACGUUAUGUUUACAACAUUCACCAUCUUAGCUAGCAUGAUCAUGUUCAAGGAUUGGGCUUCUCAAAGCGGAUUGCAAAUUGCGACCGAGCUAUGUGGCUUUGUGACCAUUUUAUCAGGAACAUUUCUUCUUCACAAGACAAAAGACAUGGGAAACAGUACCAGCAUACGCGGUUCCACGUCGCACUCGCCUAGAGACACUCCUGUCUUCGUAAACUCAGGUUCUAGUCGCAGCUCCAACUCCACUAGGCCUUCAAUAUUAUAAUCCUACUGGUCAGUUGGUAGAGCUAACGGCCUAGAACGAGGCAAAAACGAGUAACAAAAGCCUCAAUGAGAACUAUUUUUUGGAUGGAAAGUGACAAAACAGAGCAAUUGGGUAUAAUGUGUUUUUGGAGAAAGGAAGGUUUAGUGAAUGAUUUGUUAGGGAUACUAUUUGAUUGAUUGUUUCAUGUUAUUUCAUUUUAUUACUAUUUCUUGUUUUUCAUAUGAGAGAUAUAAAGGAAGUUUUAAACACACAGUUUCA